Drosophila obscura is the source of this 1053-nucleotide messenger RNA. Its product is annotated as aldo-keto reductase family 1 member B1. The transcript is spliced from 6 exons. The record is from RefSeq and is a predicted model, not a curated record. Gene Ontology annotation, cellular component: cytosol. The coding region runs from base 37 to 990 and encodes 317 amino acids. Gene Ontology annotation, molecular function: aldose reductase (NADPH) activity. Lineage: Eukaryota; Metazoa; Arthropoda; Insecta; Diptera; Drosophilidae.
GACAGCAAUCAUUCCGAUUCUAACGCUGCUGCCGAGAUGUCCGCUGGAAAAAUCCCGUACGUUAAGCACAACAACGGCACACAGAUCCAAGCAAUUGGACUGGGAACGUACACGUCGUUGGGAGGCGAUUGCGAGCGGGCUACGCUGCAUGCCAUAGAUGUGGGCUACAGGCACAUAGACACCGCCUUCUUCUACGAGAACGAGAAUGAGGUGGGUGCGGCCGUCAACAAGAAGAUAGCCGAGGGAGUCAUCAAGCGCGAGGACAUACACAUAACCACAAAACUGUGGUGCCACUUCCAUGAGCCGGAGAGGGUGGAGUAUGCUUGCCGCAAGACCCUGCAAAACUUUGGGCUGGAGUACGUGGACUUGUACCUGAUGCACUGGCCCUACUCCUACGUCUAUCGCGGCGACAGCGAAAUGAUGCCCACAGAUGCCAAGGGCGAGGUUGAACUGAACGACAUUGAUUAUGUGGACACCUGGCGCGCCAUGGAAAAGCUGGUCGAGCUGGGCCUCACCAAAAGCAUCGGCGUCUCCAAUUUCAAUUCCGAGCAAUUGACGCGCCUGCUUGCCAACUGCAAAAUCAAGCCAAUCCACAAUCAGAUCGAAUGCCAUCCCGCACUGAACCAGAAGAAGCUGAUUGCCCUGUGCAAGCAGCACGGCAUUGUGGUCACCGCCUACUGUCCGCUGGGCAGGCCCGAUCCGGCCAAGAAGACGCCCAACUACAUCUACGACGCCCAGGUGCAGGCCAUUGGAGACAAGUACAAGAAGUCCACGGCCCAGGUGGUGCUCCGCUAUCUGGUUGAAAUUGGAGCUGUGCCGCUGCCCAAGUCCUCCAACCCGAAGCGCAUUGAAGAGAACUUUAAGAUCUUCGAUUUCAAAUUGGAUGCCGCGGACCAUGCCGUCCUGGACACGUACAACACUGGAGAGCGUCUCAUUCCCAUGGAGCAUGCCAUCAAGAACAAGAAUUAUCCCUUCAACAUCGAGUUUUAAGCUGAAAAUCAUGAAUAUUGUUGAUAUUAAAAUGUUAAUUAAAGAUUGAUGUACUAACACAUA